AUGAGCUUGACACAAACAACGAGUGAUUAUACAGAAAAUGACAUCAUUUACUCAACAACAGAUUCUUUUGUUAGGAUGUUUCUGACGACAGAAUAUUUAAAUGUGACUGAUAGUAGUGAUAAUGUAAAUAGUAAUUUUAGUGACGCAAACUCGACGUUUUUAUAUCAUGAGCCUCAUAAGGAAUAUAUUUUUGAUCGGAAAGAUGUGAGAUAUGUCUUUAUUACUUUAUAUUCGUUGGUCUUCUGCUUUUGCUUCUUUGGAAACCUUUUGGUGAUUUUAGUAGUGACCUUAUCACGUCGACUUCGUUCAAUUACAAAUUUUUUUCUUGCCAACCUUGCCGUUGCUGACUUUUGUGUUGGUAUAUUUUGUGUUUAUCAGAAUUUGUCGCUUUAUUUGAUUGAAAGCUGGGUAUUUGGAAGCUUUUUGUGCAAGACAUACUACUUCAUAACAUCACUUAGUUACACAGCAUCUAUAUUCAUUCUCGUCGUUAUUUGUAUGGAACGUUAUUUAGCCAUCCAGCAUCCAAUAACGAGUAAACAGAUUUUAACGUCAAGUAGAUUGAAAAUUGUGAUAGGAUUCGUAUGGCUAGGAUCUGUAUUAUAUUCAGCACCAAAAUUCAUAUUCGUACAAACAAUAACAAACAAAUUGGGUAAUCAAACAGAAACGAUAUGCAUUGUGAAUAGGAGGGAUUACAACAUGAAAUUUUUUGACGUACUCAAUUUUGCUUGCUUGUAUAUAUUGCCAUUACUUGUCAUGACGGUGCUGUAUAGUCGCAUAGCAAUAUCAUUAUGGAAAAGUUCAAAGGGACUUGGGAGGCAUUUACAAAUGAAAUCGACAACACCAAUGACGCAGGUCAUUUCCGCAAGUAAUCCAUCACCAUACUGUAGAUACCAGCAGAAAUGUGAAAACAAAAGAAUGCUCAAUGCUAGUGAGAGUGAGGUUUCUAUGGAGACUGAUAAAAAUGGCGUGUCCACUUGGAGAACACAAAGUGUCCAUGGAGGUCAUCAUGUCAGACAGCAACACACUCACAUAUCAACUCAUUCUACAAAUAAUGUAUUAAGAGCUCGCAGAGGUGUCGUUAGGAUGCUUAUUGUCGUCGUUCUGACAUUUGCUUUGUGUAACUUACCACUUCAUGGAAGGAAAAUGUGGCAAUAUUGGUCAGACGGCUACAAAGGCGAUUCAAAUUUUACAGCCCUCUUCACACCAUUAACUUUCCUUGCGACUUACUUUAACAGCGGUGUAAAUCCACUCCUUUAUGCUAUCCUGUCGAGAAACUUCCGUAAAGGAAUGAGUGAACUGCUGAUAUGCUCGUUCAAGACAAACAAGAAUCGAGCGAUAAACAAACGAACAGUAACGCAUGUAAGUAAUCUCAAUAGCACAAUAUUGACGCACAUGAAUGGUGAUGAGACAAAUGGUGGCCUUACCAUUGACAGAGGUCAUCAAUUGAAUCAAAGUGUUAUGGAAUACGAUAGCUCAAAUGAUUAUGUUGAGACGUAGCAGUAAAGUGCCAGGCAUUAAAAAACCUUUUUGUUGUCAUUUUUUAUUGAGAAG
Messenger RNA from Chironomus riparius, 1551 nucleotides. The record is from the annotation of a GenBank genome assembly. NCBI's taxonomy places the organism in Eukaryota, Metazoa, Arthropoda, Insecta, Diptera, Chironomidae.